CCUCAGCAAAAUGCUGCCAACCACUUCAGUCAAUUCUCGGAGCCAGGGUAAUGGUGCACUGAGCCCCAGGGAUGCUGCGAGGCACACGGCGGGGGCCAAACGCUACAAGUACCUGCGGAGGCUCUUCCACUUCCGACAGAUGGACUUUGAGUUUGCUCUUUGGCAGAUGCUUUACCUGUUCACUUCACCACAGAGGGUUUAUAGGAACUUUCACUACAGAAAACAGACCAAGGACCAAUGGGCGAGAGAUGACCCCGCUUUCUUGGUACUUCUCAGUAUCUGGCUCUGUGUGUCUACUGUAGGAUUUGGAUUUGUGCUGGACAUGGGGUUUUUUGAAACAAUAAAGCUGCUGCUUUGGGUUGUAUUCAUAGACUGUGUAGGUGUUGGCCUCCUGAUUGCAACUUUAAUGUGGUUCAUUUCUAACAAGUACUUGGUGAAGCAGCAGAACAGAGACUAUGAUGUGGAGUGGGGAUAUGCCUUUGAUGUCCACCUGAAUGCUUUCUACCCACUUCUUGUCAUUUUGCAUUUUAUCCAGCUGUUCUUCAUCAACUAUGUCAUCAUAUCUGAUUCUGUCAUUGGGUAUUUUGUUGGGAAUACGCUAUGGCUGAUUGCAAUUGGCUAUUACAUCUAUGUGACAUUCCUGGGAUACAGUGCAUUGCCCUUUUUGAAGAACACAGCCAUUCUUUUGUACCCGUUUGCACUUCUCAUCAUGCUCUAUUUGAUCUCAUUAGCGUGUGGCUGGAACUUCACCAAGAUGCUUUGCUCCUUUUAUAAAUACCGAGUGAAAUAAAACCAGGACUUCAUCUAUCUAACGUUUACUUUGGUUUUAUCUUAGCUGUCUUGACAGUAAAGAAAACAUGAAGAACACUUUGUAAAUGGUUGUAAAUUUCUCUUUAUUGUAGAUAAUUGUGUAAAAAAAGUUUGAAGUGUCCUUUUUUUUAUUAAAAUAUUUACAACAGUAAACA
Messenger RNA from Mesitornis unicolor (brown roatelo), 965 nucleotides. It is a transcript of the gene UNC50, whose product is annotated as unc-50 homolog (C. elegans). Lineage: Eukaryota; Metazoa; Chordata; Aves; Mesitornithiformes; Mesitornithidae. Gene Ontology annotation, cellular component: Golgi membrane. The transcript is spliced from 5 exons. The coding region runs from base 11 to 790 and encodes 259 amino acids. The record is from RefSeq and is a predicted model, not a curated record.